AAAGCGCGCAAGCGCAAGCGGACAGUUGUUUACUUUAUUGACAGUUCUUAUUUGCAGCGAUCAGUUGCUAUUCAGCUUCUGUAGAGAUUUCAUUUAAGACUGGUAAAAAAAUGUUGCGCAACAAGCGUUGCAAAGAUAACAUGAUUUACAUUACACGAUUGACGCGUCAGGUUUUAAGCUUGCUCGGGGUCUGGCCAUCCUACGACAGAAAAAGAUCUACCGGCGAGAGUAUCUGGAAAUAUUUCUUAAUCUCCAUGUCUUACAUUCUUCUCUACUGCGUCUUGAUCCCCGGAGGUUUUUUCUGGAUAAUUGAGAAGAGAACACGCGUCAGAAUCCAAACGAUCCCUCUGCUUCUCUACGGCUUCAUGGCCUGCGGUAAAUACGGCAACCUUAUAUUUCGGGAGAAAAAUAUCAGGAGAUGCUUAAAGCACAUUGAGGAAGAUUGGAGGAUCGUAACCAACGUGGAUGCGCGAGAUACAAUGAUCGAAUCGGCGAAUAGCGGAAGACGCUUGGUCACGCUUUGCGCGGUCUUCAUGUACGGCAGCGGACUCUCCUUUCGAUCGAUCCUGCCGUUCGCCAAGGGAAAGAUCGUCACCGCGCAAAACAUUACGAUCAAACCCUUGCCUUGUCCGGCUUACUUCUUUUCCUUCGAUAUACAAGUCAGCCCCUUUUACGAGUUGGUCUUUGCAAUACAAUUUUUAUCUGGGAUAGUCACCUUUUCGAUAACAACAGCUUUAUGUGGUCUUGCCGCCGUUUUCGUGAUGCAUGCCUGCGGCCAGCUGAAAAUUCUGGUGGAUCUGAUGAGAAAUCUCGUCGAGGACCAGUGGCAAGAAAAAGAAGAAGUGGACAAGAAACUGGCUAGAAUGGUCGAACAUCAAAUAAGAAUUCGAAAUUUUUUAAAAUUGAUAGAAAAUACUCUACAACAAGCAUGUCUAAUAGAGUUGUUGGGAUGCACGAUAAUAGUCUGCCUUCUAGGAUAUUUUAUAAUAAUGGAAUGGGAGAAUAGUAAUUCAGUAGCUAUGUGCUCCUAUUUUAUAUCAUUUACAUCUAUGAUGAUAAAUAUGUUUAUAUUCUGUUACACCGGUGAACAACUGACCGUUCAGGCGGAAAGCGUAGCUAGAGCAUCUUGCGAGCUGGAGUGGUAUCGUCUUCCAGAAAAGAAAGCGCGAGGGAUCGUGCUAGUGAUAAUCAUGUCAAAUUUGCCCAUCAGAAUCACCGCUGGAAAAAUGGUGGAUUUGUCACUCAAGACGUACGGCAAUGUUGUGAAAACAGCUGUGACAUACUUUAAUAUGCUUUUAAAUAUAACCGAUUAAAUUUUCCUGAUACAAUAUCUUUUUUCUUGUCAUCAAAACUGUGAC
Pogonomyrmex barbatus (red harvester ant) is the source of this 1358-nucleotide messenger RNA. Its product is annotated as 4-vinylanisole receptor-like. Gene Ontology annotation, cellular component: plasma membrane. Gene Ontology annotation, biological process: detection of chemical stimulus involved in sensory perception of smell; sensory perception of smell. The record is from RefSeq and is a predicted model, not a curated record. Lineage: Eukaryota; Metazoa; Arthropoda; Insecta; Hymenoptera; Formicidae. Gene Ontology annotation, molecular function: odorant binding; olfactory receptor activity.